UGUAGGCGCUGGCGAACCGAGAAACGUGCCUGCUUGGUGCAUUCUGGCGCGGUUUGUUCCUGGAGGGGGUUCCGCAUUUUCGGAAAUGGCGUGACGUUUUUAUGCAUUCUUCGUGACCCAUCCCAAGAGGUCUGCUGACAGUUCUUCAUUUCAUCAUGGAUCAGCAGUUCAUUGAAGGCUGGGACAAGGCGCCCAACCUUCUAGGAGAGGGAGCCUUUGGCGAGGUGCACCUGCUCACGAACCGCGCCACCGGCGAGGCGGUGGCCAUGAAGGUGAUCGACACGCGCAUCCACGCCGGCGUGUACGAGCAGGCGCGCAAGGAGUUCACCAUACACCGGCGGCUGGACAACGACAGCAUCAUCCGCGUGUACGGCGUGCGCAAGGAGCCGCCGCUCAUGUACCUGUUCCUCGAGUACGCGCCCGGCGGCGAACUCUACGACAAGAUAGAGCCGGACGUCGGGCUGCCUCAGCUGGAAGCUCAGCGCUACUUUCGCCAGAUCAUCGGGGGCGUGGAGUACCUGCACCGGCUGGGCAUUGCGCACCGCGACCUCAAGCCGGAGAACAUCCUGCUCGACAACCACGACAACAUCAAGAUCUCCGACUUCGGCAUGGCCACCAUCUUCCGGCUGAACGGCGUGGAGCGCAAGCUGGACAAGCGGUGCGGCACGCUGCCGUACAUCGCGCCCGAGGUGCUGCGCGGGCCGUACCGGGCUGAGCCGGCCGACCUCUGGUCCUGCGGCGUCAUCCUCGUCGCGCUGCUCACCGGAGAGCUGCCGUGGGACGAGCCGACGCCGACACAGCCCGAGUACCGCGGCUGGCGGGACGGCAAGAUCGGCCGGCCGCCCUGGGUCAAGGUCGACAGUCUGGCGCUGGGCCUGCUGCAGCGGCUGCUGCAGCACGCGGCCGGCCGGCGCGCCACCGUACAGACCAUCCGCGACAGCGCCUGGUUCAAGCGCCGCCUGCGGUCCGACGGGGACCGCUGGUCGCUGGACGGCUGCCCGCCGCCGCCGGCCCGCGGCGGCGCCGACGACGUGCCGUCGUUCUCCCAGCCGGCGGCCGGCGCCGAUGAGCUACUGCUCGGCACGCAGUUCCAGAACACGCAGCCGGGCACGGCCAGCAGUCAGACGCCGCUGCAGCGGCUGGUGAAGCGCAUGACGCGCUUCUUCGUGACCACCAACCAAGCGGAGACGCUGGACCGGCUGAAGGAGCUGUUCGACAGCUGCGGCUACACCUGGCGCUUCACAGGAUCGUGCACGAUGACCGUCCAGACGCUGGACCGGCGGAAGAUGCCACUGACCUUCAAGGCCAGCGUGCUGGACAUGACGGACCACGUGCUGGUCGACUUCCGGCUCUCCAAAGGCUGCGGCCUCGACUUCAAGCGCCACUUCAUCCGCAUCAAGCAGAAGCUGCCCGACAUCCUGCUGAACGUGCCGGUGAACUGGUCGGUGGCGGCGGCUACCAACAGCGUGCCGUAGCGUCGGCCGCCGCACCUCUGGGCGGCCUCCUGUACAUACUGCGCCUCAUCCACUCAUCAUCGUCUCAUCACAUGGCAUCCCAGUGGGCGCCGGCCGGCCGCAUGUUUUGGGUGAGGGGCUUGAUCUGAGGGACGCUGUGCCCGCCGUCGGCCGCUGGCCGUGUGUUUCGCCGGGGCGUGGACCCCGCAGUGGCGUCCGCCGCAGUCUCGCCGGCCGGCAGCCCCUGCUGGGCCGUCUCAGCUGUGACCCAGCGGUGGCGUCCGUCGCAGACCCGCCGGCCGGCAGCCCCUGCUGGGCCGUCUCAGCUGUGACCUAGCGGUGGCGUCCGCCGCAGUCUCGCCGGCCGGCAGCCCCUGCCGGGCCGUCUCAGCUGUGACCCAGCGGUGGCGUCCGUCGCAGACCCGCCGGCCGGCAGCCCCCGCUGGGCCGUCUCAGCUGUGACCCAGCGGUGGCGUCCGCCAGCCCAUGCUGGGCCCGUCCCAUCUGUGAUCUGUGUGGCGCGGCAGACCACGCGCUGUUAUGCCUGGUCUCCGCACUCUUGUAAUAAAAGCGCAGCUGGGACGUGUCUUGUGUCCCAUGCUGGGAAUGUACACUCAGGAUGAAUAUACUCCUUUGGUGCUA
Pollicipes pollicipes is the source of this 2096-nucleotide messenger RNA. RefSeq names its product serine/threonine-protein kinase grp (gene grp). Gene Ontology annotation, cellular component: cytoplasm. Lineage: Eukaryota; Metazoa; Arthropoda; Thecostraca; Pollicipedomorpha; Pollicipedidae. Gene Ontology annotation, molecular function: ATP binding; protein serine/threonine kinase activity. The record is from RefSeq and is a predicted model, not a curated record. Gene Ontology annotation, biological process: intracellular signal transduction; protein phosphorylation. The transcript has 11 exons. The coding region runs from base 156 to 1475 and encodes 439 amino acids.